Chenopodium quinoa (quinoa) is the source of this 5245-nucleotide messenger RNA. RefSeq names its product pentatricopeptide repeat-containing protein At1g15510, chloroplastic-like. Gene Ontology annotation, cellular component: intracellular membrane-bounded organelle. Gene Ontology annotation, molecular function: protein binding; zinc ion binding; RNA binding. NCBI's taxonomy places the organism in Eukaryota, Viridiplantae, Streptophyta, Magnoliopsida, Caryophyllales, Amaranthaceae. Gene Ontology annotation, biological process: RNA modification. The transcript is spliced from 5 exons. The record is from RefSeq and is a predicted model, not a curated record. The coding region runs from base 116 to 2764 and encodes 882 amino acids.
CUAAUAAAGUAUGUAAACCAAGUAUUGUUAAUUAUAGUUAAACAAUAAGAAAGGCAAGUUUUGCCACUGCAACCUCAUCCAAAGCGAAACCUUGAUGCUCUAAAACCCCAUAACAAUGGCGGUUACCUCUAAAACCCUUCCAAUUCCUCCAUCACCAGACUCCUUAAACUCUCUCUACACUAAAACCCAUCUUCCCAAAUCACUUUCUCUCACCAAAACUCACCCUCUUUCUCUUCGAAAACUCCCUCAAUUCUCCCUUCUCAACCCCAAUUCCAGCUCCACAACCACCACUACCACCAACUUCAGCUCUCGGAUUACCGAGCUUUGUUUCCAUGGAAGCUUAGAUGAAGCUCUCAACCUUCUCAAUUCUGUUGUUAAAGACCUCAACCUGUUUGUCGAAGACGAUGCCAUUGUUGCUCUGCUCAAGCUUUGCGAAUGGCGGAGAGCGAUUAAGCAAGGUUUGCAGGUAUAUUCCUAUAUUUGUGACUCGAAAAAGAUUAAGAGUUUUGAUAUUAGACUUGGAAAUGCAUUGUUGAGUAUGUUUGUGAGGUUGGGUAAAUUGAAUGAUGCUUGGUAUGUGUUUGGGAAAAUGGAGGAGAGAGAUUUGUUUUCAUGGAAUGUGUUAAUUGGUGGGUACGCGAAAGCCGGGUUUUUCGACGAGGCAUUGAUUCUGUAUCAUAAGAUGUUAUGGGCUGGUGUUAGGCCUGAUGAGUAUACUUUCCCUUGUGUUUUGAGGACUUGUGGCGGUAUGCCGGAUUUAACGAGGGGUAGGGAGGUUCAUGUUCAUGUAAUUCGAUAUGGUUUCGAGUCUAAUAUUGAUGUGAUUAAUGCUUUGAUUACAAUGUAUGUGAAAUGUGGUGAAAUUGUUAGUGCACGCUUGGUGUUUGAUAGAAUGCCUCAAAGAGAUAGGAUUUCAUGGAAUGCGAUGAUUUCGGGGUGUGUAGAGAAUGGAGAGUGUUAUGAGGGGCUACGAUUGUUUCUUAUGAUGCGUGAAGUUGGGGUUAUUCCGGAUUUGAUGACUAUGACAUGUGUAGUUUCGGCUUGUGAGGCUGUGGAUGAUGAGAGGUUAGGGAAGGAAGUUCAUGGGUAUGUUAUAACCAGUGGUUUAAGUGUUGAAGUUGCAGUUUGUAAUUCAUUAAUUCAAAUGUAUAUAGGUACUGGAAAUUGGGUUGAAGCAGAAAGAAUUUUUGCUAAUAUGCCAUGUAAAGAUGUAGUGACAUGGACCUCAAUGAUUUCUGGUUAUGAAAGUAAUGGUUUUCCUGAAAAGGCAAUACAGAGUUUUAAAUUAAUGGAGAAUGAGGGUAUCGUGCCAGAUGAGAUCACUAUUGCUAGUGCCAUAUCAGCAUGUGCCUCGUUAAAUCUUCUAGACAUGGGUAUGAAACUUCAUGAUCUAGCUGUUAGAACAGGAUACAUUUCAUAUGUAAUUGUUUCUAAUACAUUAAUUGAUAUGUACUCCAAGUGUAAAUGUAUUGAUACGGCUUUAGAAGUUUUCCAUCAAAUCAAAGACAAGAACAUAAUAUCAUGGACUUCAAUCAUCUCUGGGCUUCGACAAAACAACAGGAGCUUCGAGGCAUUAUUUUUCUUUCGGCAGAUGAAACUUUCUUUAAAUCCUAAUUCGGUCACUUUGAUUUCCGCCCUUUCUGCAUGUGGCAGGAUAGGAGCACUAAUGUGUGGAAAAGAGAUCCAUGCGUAUGCCUUAAGGACCAUGUUGCCGUUUGAUGGAUAUGUACCAAAUGCAAUUCUAGAUAUGUAUGUUAGGUGUGGUAGGAUGGGACUUGCAUGGAACCAGUUCAAUGGAUGGGGUAAAGACAUUGCUGCAUGGAAUAUUAUGCUCACUGGUUUUGCAGACCGAAAGCUGGGAGUACUUGCUGUGGAGUGCUUUCAUAAAAUGCUAGCUUCAAAUGUAAACCCAGAUGAAAUUACCUUUAUAGCAUUACUUUGUGCCUGUAGUAGGACUGGCAUGGUGGCCGAAGGGUUGGAAUAUUUUGACAGCAUGGAAACUAAGUAUUAUGUUUCUCGAAAUCUGAAGCAUUAUGCUUGCAUAGUUGAUUUGCUAGGACGUGCUGGUAAUCUAGAGGAUGCUUAUGCAUUUAUUCAAAAUAUACCUCUUGAGCCAGAUCCAGCUAUUUGGGGAGCCUUAUUGAAUGCCUGUAGGAUUCAUCAGAGUGCCAAGCUUGGGGAACUUGCAGCAAAUAAAAUCUUUGAAGUUGAUGAACAUAGUAUUGGAUAUUAUGUUCUUUUGUGUAACCUAUAUGCUGGUUGUGAUAAAUGGAAUGAACUUGCUAGAGUAAGAAAGACGAUGAAGGAGAGAGGUUUAAUUGUUGACCCUGGCUGUAGUUGGAUAGAAGUGAAGGGGAAAGUACAUGCAUUCCUCAGUGAUGAUGAGUCCCAUCCUGAGAUAAAAGAAGUACAUGCUGUUCUGAAAUCCUUUUAUGAGAAAAUGGAAGCAGCUGGAAUUGAUAAGGCUGAGACUCUUUCUGAAAAUGCUUCAAAAGCAGAGGUAUUCUGUGGUCAUAGCGAAAGACUGGCCAUUGGAUUUGGGCUUAUCAACUCUGCCCCAGGGACACCUAUUUGGAUUACUAAAAAUCUUUAUAUGUGUAAAAGCUGUCAUAAUGUUGUAAAAUUUAUUUCAAAAGUUGUUAGGCGAGAAAUUUGUGUUAGGGAUACCGAACAUUUUCACCACUUCAGGAAUGGUGUUUGCUCUUGCGGUGAUGAGGAUUACAAGGAAACAUUGUAUAUUAGUCAUAUUUCGUGUACAAUGUAGUUGUAAAUAUAAUUAUCCCUACAUUUUUGUGCCAUAAGGGGCUUUCUUCACUUUGAAAGGGCUCUAUGAGACUGGUGGUUGCGGCUUUGCUGCUGCUACAACCUCACAGUUAUACUGUCCGCAUCUUGCUCAUAGAUCUCAUACAAGAACACUGGUCAAGUUUCUAAGAGAUAUAGUCUCUAGAAACUUGGUAUCUUUGGUAGCCACAAACUGCACUACCAUUAUAUUUGAAAGGCAUAAAAGCCAUUUCUAUUCUUAUUUCUAUUCUUUGGAAUAGGUCUAAUUAAAAUUGGCUCGUGCUGAGUACUCUGGUGAGCCAGUGGCAAACACUGCAGCUAUUCUUUCGAUCUUGAACCUCUUCAGUUCAUCUCUGUGCACAAAAGGCCUUUGAACAAAAAGGAGCUUAUUCGAAAAGACGAUGAUGUAGUUACUAUUAACGACAAUGCUUUGACUGUUCUUGAACCCAAAUUGAAGGUGGACUUAACAGCAUAUGUUGAGAAGCAUGAAUUUUGUUUUGAUGCUAUUCUGGAUGAGCAUGUAACAAAUGAUGAGGUAUAUCGUGGUACAGUUGAACCAAUCAUUCCAUUUGAGCCUAUUGAAAUCUUAAAACUGAUCUCUUUAUAUAGAGUGUAUUGGGUUAGAUAACAAGAUUAUUGUCUUAGAUACUCUGAGAUCUUUUAGAUAUUAUCAGUAAUUUUUGUGAUAUUGUCUCAGAUAAAUUUGUCACCUAAAUAUUCACAAAUUUCUGGUGUCUACAAAUCUUGAUUCUCUGUACUUGCCGUUGUGUUAAUAAUAGAUUCAUGAUAAGACUAAGACGGUGUAGUUUGCCAGUUAACUGUUAAUUUCAUAGGAUUUUUCAUGAGGAUUCUGUUGCACAGCACAUUAGUCUGUGUUGAUCCAAAUUCAAUAUGAUGAGGGUUUACAGGAUCAGUUAUGCUGAACCAAAACUUUUCGUCUGUAAUAAGGUAGUUUUGCACUUGGUAACUCACAAUGUAGCAUUAUGGAGUUUUAGGAAAUUUUGUUGGUGAAAUAACAGGCGACUAUAUGGAUUUGUUGGUGGGAUGGUUGGUAAGUAGAUAUAUAGAUCUGCCAGCCAUUCCAGACCAACAAUAUACUUCGUAUAUUGCAAACAUGAUUGUCCUGGAAAGUUGAACUUUAAUCUAAUAGCAGCGUUUUUUGCUUUUGGAGUACAUGUCUGCAAGGAAUAUUGUCAGGUGUCCUGUUGUGGUAUUAUGUUGUUAUUUCAGUAAGUAAUCUUUUCUGUUAAAUAAGAUUCCUGGUGGAAAAUUCUGAUUUUCUGUUAGGGGAAGCUUGUAAGGUGUGGAAAGAAAGUGGUAAUGAAAAGGGGAGAGAAGUAAGAGAAAGGCAUUGAAAAUAUAUAAAGAGAGUAUUGGGAGAGCUCACUUCUCAUAGAGUGGGAAAUAUCUUGUAUUGAAUCAAUCACUUUGAUCUAUUAAUACAACUAUAUCUUCCUGUAGACUGCUUGAAUUUCUCUCUGGUGAAUGUAGUAAUUCGUAGUAGUGUCAAGUCAAUUAUGGUAGAAUAUUCUCCAGUAGGAGUUGAAAUUCUAGUCCAGUGUAUGCUACUUCUAGUACUAUUAUAAAUGAUUUGGAUAUGUUUUAUAAGCAUUGCACUUCAUCCGGUUACCAAAUUAUUUGACAGAGAAAUUGCUCCUGAACAAGGAAAGAAAAAAAAAAUUUCAUUUCUUUCAUUCUGUGUAGUUGAAAGUAUGGGCAGAACAACCCUUGGGAUAAUGAACAUCAAGAAUUUCUAUUAAGCUGCCGUCUCUGAGGAAAGAUUAAAUAGGGAACACCUAAGACUUCAAGAAACAAAAUUCGUUAAGAGUAAAGCGAAAUGUUGAGACUCUCACAACACUAAUGCAUGAUUGGUUAUGUGCUUAUCUCUGAUAGAAGGCACUAAAACGUUUGGAAGAGUUAAAAAGCUGGCUUGAAGCCACAAGGUUGUUUCAUUGUAUGAUAACAUAUUGUCAGGGGCGACAGCAGAACAGUACACAUGAUCCAGAAAUCAGAAGUCUUGAACAUUUUCUAGAGAAAUGAAAAAUAUGGCAUGACUGUUGAUAUUGGCACUGCAGUUCAAUGGUUGUGUCUUGAAUGACCACGAGGUAUUAAUGUAAGAUUGAGAGGACGGGAGGGGAACUUGCUGAAGCUUUGCAGAAGACCAUUUCCACCUGAUUGGGGUGCAUUUAGUAACACCUCAGUGGCAUCUCGACCAUCUGAUGAAUUGGAAUAAGAUGAUGUUGACUUAUCCUUGUACUUCCUAUAACCUUAUUUGCUAAUCAUAGGAAAAAAAUAUAUUACCGUUUCUUGAAUUUCAAACUUUAAUUAUAGUACGUAUGGUAUAUGAAGGUACACACUAGUCACUAAGUACUCUUUUCAAACAAGCUGUAAAUGAAUCAUUUUUUUAAUUCAUCUAAUUUUUUUUCCCCCACUUUUAUGUGGUAUGCUCUUCAUGUCAAGAGUU